AUGUCCCUGUCUAUUGCCAUACAGAACCUUAAUACAGGAUAUGGAAUCUUCAAUACUGUUAUAAACAUGUUUCAAAUGGUUUAUGUCUUAUUGUUGGGUUUUAUAUUCAAGAAUUGGUGCCUUUCAAUCAAACUGCAGAGUCCACCAAAGAAUGACAUCCAACCAACUUCAAACGAUGCGGAAGUAUAUUUGCAAACACCUUCGCUAGAGAAUAAUAAUUCUUCAGCCAGCAUUAGACUCUUGAAAUCUACAUCUCAAGUUUACCCAGGAGAUACAAGUAACUCCAACGUUUCCAAAUUGACGUCAUCUUCAAGUCGCCAUUUUGAAAUAGUGAAUUUCACUAGAAGUGAUCCAAGCGAGAACGAAUCAUUGGAAGAACUUUAUGAGCAGAAUAUGGCAGCCAGGCAAAACGGCGAACAAAUAAUAGAACUAAGACAACAAUUAUAUGAGGAAGCAGAGGCAUCAAGGUACCUCACUACUGCAGGAGGUGAAGCUGACGAUGAGUAUGACGAAUAUGAAGAGACAGUUACUACUGAUGACCACUAA
This is a messenger RNA of Brettanomyces nanus, 546 nucleotides long. RefSeq lists its product as uncharacterized. NCBI's taxonomy places the organism in Eukaryota, Fungi, Ascomycota, Pichiomycetes, Pichiales, Pichiaceae. Bases 1 to 546 code for a protein of 181 amino acids. The record is from RefSeq and is a predicted model, not a curated record. The transcript has a single exon.